Molecule: messenger RNA, 411 nt
Organism: Daucus carota subsp. sativus
Lineage: Eukaryota; Viridiplantae; Streptophyta; Magnoliopsida; Apiales; Apiaceae
Product: ribonuclease M-like
Exons: 2
Coding region: 1-411 (136 amino acids)
Biological process (GO): RNA catabolic process
Cellular component (GO): extracellular region
Molecular function (GO): ribonuclease T2 activity; RNA binding
Source: RefSeq, a predicted model, not a curated record
AUGCCCGGCAUUUGGGCUGGAAAUGCCAGUGGGAUGACGGAGGACUAUUGCUAUGGUAAAGAUGGCAAGCCGAAACCCCGAAUCCCCGAUGCCCUGUUGGAGCGAUUUAAAGCAAGGCUAACCAUAUCAUGGCCUCCCAUAGUACAAGGAGUACCAGCUGUGAAUUUAUGGCGUCACAAGUACAACACACAUGGGGUGUGCUUUGAAGACUGGACGCCUUCUGAUUAUCUCAACUUUGUGGACAGAGUCAGUCUCAACAACAUAACAAAGUUAUUGGACACAAAUGGUAUCAAGAUAUCAACGACUGUGAAAUACUCCAGAAGUGCAAUCGAGAAAGCGAUUCGAAGCAAAAUUGGAGAUGGCUUCAAUAUGUAUCUUGGCUGCCAGCAGGAUGAGACUUUUUUUACUUGA